UCAACAACAAAAUGGCAAGUUCUGCCUCUCUGGGGACGGUGAUGUCCUGCGGUAGGACCGGACCGUCCGCGGCUCCUAAGACCCUGGCUUUCUCCAUAGACCGGAUCAUGUCCAAGAGCUCGGAGCCGAAGGAGACCGUGGACGAGCGGUCAGAGGGGAAGAAGCUGCUGGGGCUCUGCUCCCCGAUCCCCUGCAUGAUUCCGCUGCAGCCCUUCAGCUACGACCUCCAAGCCAAGGCGCUGAUGAACUACUCGGAGUUGUGGAGAGCCAGUUUCAGGGGGACUUUUUGUGGUUCCGCAACCGCUCCCUGCAAAGGGAACUGUGCCGUGUGCGGCAAAGCGGAGCCGGGCUUGAAGCAGCCGCUGCUGACAUCGGGGAGCAGGGUGGUGAAACCACAGGUCAUCCACCAGGCCGUGGCCGUGCCCAGCGGCGGCUCGCUCUACUAUCUCAACUACCUGGACUCUGCGUACCAGCAGUCGGAGCUGCUGGCCGGACACUGGUUCUCGAGCCCGCAGGCCCAGGCCUCUCUGUCGGCGCACCACAGACUUUUGCUGCUGGAGAACGCCAAGCUGGCCGGGGUCGGGGCCGACAAGCUACCCACACCUCAGUACCCGCACAAGGAACAUCUGCCAGGGCAACUGGACCAGAUAGUGAAAGAGAACAGCGGCCUGAGCGCCGAGAAGAACGGCAUCAAGACGCACAGCAAACUCAGCAGCAGCGGCAGCAGCGCUGCUGACGGAAAACCCAAAAACUUCACAUGUGAAGUGUGUGGAAAGGUUUUUAACGCGCAUUAUAAUCUGACCAGACACAUGCCGGUGCACACCGGGGCCCGGCCCUUCGUUUGUAAAGUGUGCGGGAAAGGAUUCCGGCAGGCCAGCACGCUGUGCAGGCACAAGAUCAUCCACACACAGGAAAAGCCUCAUAAAUGCAACCAGUGUGGGAAGGCGUUUAACAGAAGCUCGACGCUCAACACUCACGUACGGAUUCACGCAGGAUACAAACCUUUCGUCUGUGAGUUCUGCGGGAAAGGUUUCCACCAGAAAGGAAACUACAAGAACCACAAGCUGACUCACAGCGGAGAGAAGCAGUACAAGUGCUCCAUCUGCAACAAAGCCUUCCAUCAGAUCUACAACCUGACCUUCCACAUGCACACGCACAACGACAAGAAGCCGUUCACCUGCGCCACCUGCGGCAAGGGCUUCUGCCGCAACUUUGACCUGAAGAAACACAUCAGGAAGCUGCACGACAAUGUCUUCUCGGCGGCCACAGAGGCCUCCAGAGAGCUGCAGAGCUGAGGCAUACUGCUAAUUCCCCCAUUGUAAUAUUCCACCUCGGACUGUUAGGCCUCAGAAAAGACUGGCUUAUGUCCUGCAUUUGUUGCCACAUUGAACAGUUUUUGAAGUCCAGAGAGAAGGUGCAGUCCAAUAAAACUUGACACGAUCCCUUGAAAAGAACUGUGCAAUCCUAUAAGUGUUAGGAUCCUGCCCAAAUGUCCCAGCAA
Micropterus dolomieu (smallmouth bass) is the source of this 1501-nucleotide messenger RNA. It is a transcript of the gene fezf2, whose product is annotated as FEZ family zinc finger 2. The transcript is spliced from 4 exons. Gene Ontology annotation, cellular component: nucleus. The coding region runs from base 12 to 1295 and encodes 427 amino acids. NCBI's taxonomy places the organism in Eukaryota, Metazoa, Chordata, Actinopteri, Centrarchiformes, Centrarchidae. The record is from RefSeq and is a predicted model, not a curated record.